This is a messenger RNA of Leptopilina boulardi, 2817 nucleotides long. RefSeq lists its product as uncharacterized. The coding region runs from base 985 to 2184 and encodes 399 amino acids. Lineage: Eukaryota; Metazoa; Arthropoda; Insecta; Hymenoptera; Figitidae. The record is from RefSeq and is a predicted model, not a curated record. The transcript has 7 exons.
UCCAACUCUCCAUUCUCUCUUAACUCUGGCGAGCACACUCAAUAUUGCAAACUGGUGAAAAUGGGUUCUUUCGGGAAUGAACUGUUAUCUGUUAUCAUAAAAAAAGUUAAAUAUAAAGGUGAAAGCAAUUGACACGAAUCUCGGUUAAAGUGCAGAAUAGGGGCCUAAGUCCGAUGUUGUCUAUGUUUAAUAAAAAGGAAUAUUAUUAUUAUUAUAUAUUCCAAUAUACUAAUGUAAUUCUACAGUUUAAAUCGAACCUUUUUUAAAUUUAAUCAAAGAAAUAGUUUUUAAUUUCUUCUUCUUUCCCAAUCUCAAAUUUGUUAAAAAUUAUCGUCCUUCGUUAAAUCAAUUUUUCGUAUUCUUUAAAUUGACCUUUAUUAAAAUUGCAUUUAAUUUUAGUUCCUCUUAUUUCAUUUUCAUUUAUCUGCACCUUUGUGUUUACUCCUAUAAAUUUCAAUCUUGCAAAAUAUACAUUUUCAAUUAUAUCCUAACCAAGAAAUAUACUACAAUUAAUAAUAAUGUGUUUUAGCGAAAUUAUAAUAUAUCAUUAUUAUUACUUCUCUUUAUUAUUAACUAGAAUUAUUUUAUUAACAGUCUUUCACUAAAAUUUAUUAUGAAUAUCUUUUUUAAGUAAUGUACAUAUACAUAAUACUUAAAAGAACAUUGUUGCUCUAAAUAUUUAUAUAUUCAAUAAAAGCACAUUAGUUUCCGGUUGACAAAAUCAACAAAAUAUUAUAAUCAGCGAAAAUAACAAUUAAUUUCAUAAAAACGAAACCGCAUUGAUCUUAAACACUCAUGUUAUAUGAAUGUGACAACAAAAGAAUGCAUCGCUGAACACACUAAAGUUGAAGAAUACAUUGAAAUAAAAGACAGUUUGUACGGAAAAGUUUUAAUAUAAAUCGAUGUUCUUGUUUCUUAUCAACUGUUUUUGUUUGCUAUCGACUAUCAUUUGAUGACAACGUUUUUCGAAUAUUAAAAUUUGCAAUGCUUAAAAAUUGGAAGGGACAGAGGCGCAUAGGCCGCGUCACAUACAAACAACAGGAACUCAUUAUCGAAGCUUUGGAGAAAAAUCCAAUUUUAUUGUCAAAAAAAUGUACACCGCAAUUUACCAAAGAACAAUAUAAUAAAACAUGGGCAAAUUUAACGAAAAUUCUUAAUGCAGCAAACUACCAACUAAAUGCUAAAACGUGCGACAAGUGGAAAAAGGUUCUAUCUUCGUGGUUAAGAAAGAUUACAAAAUAUGAUUUGGAAACAGCCAAAAUCAGUUUAUUAGAUGAGAGGCUUCUGACAAUUAAAAAUAAUUGUCUAAAAUCUGAUAAAAACCUUGAUAAAAGAGAAAAUAAAAGGUCAGACAAAACAAGUGAAUCUUUCAACAUUUCAUCAAAUGAAGAUGUAGAUUUUGACACUGAUACUUCGUCAAUAAGCGAAACAGAACCACUUCCUAAAAAACAAAAACGUGCAAAUCGGGUUACUUGUGAGCAACAACAACGAUUAUUAGAGUAUAUUGAAGAAAACAAAACACUUUUAACUAAAAAGUUUACUAGGCAUCUAUCAAGAGAAUUGUAUAAUCGAGAAUGGAAGGAGAUUGCUAUGGAAUUAAAUAAAUUGAACAAUGGAAGAAGUACCAAGACUGUGGCACAAUGGCAGAGGGUUUUGUCAUCCUGGGUAUCAAAAACUAAAACUAAGUUAACUGAUAUAAAACGCUGCAAAAGAACUACGGGAAGGGGAAACUUCACUCAAGGAAACGUAAGCCUCACUGAGCUAGAAGAUCGGCUAUUAGCCGUGAAAGGAAUGACGAGUGUACAAGGAGAUGGCAAAACCAAAGAGAUUGGUCUGUCCGAAUCUGACGCGAGUGAUGAUGUAUAUAUACCUAUUUCUGAAUUGGAAGAUAAUGAUUUGAUGGAAAUCUCACCAAACAACACAGAAAUCACCACUAACCAAAAACUUGUUGGAGAUAAAAAGCAGAAAUUAUUAAUUUGCAAAACACUACCAUAUCGUGAGAAGGAUAUUUUAACUUCCUUAGAUAACAUAAGAAUGUCCUCAAUGUCUUCAAUCCAAGAAGUGAGUAAAGAGAUGAACGAGAAAUCAAACUUUAUCUUGAAACAGAUUUUAGAUACUGUGACAAAAUUAUUAUUAGUUGCGACAGAAAUACUUAAACUGCUGAAGAAAAUCAUUUCUAACUAGAAUAAAAAAUCUCCUUAUUAAUUAACUGUUACCUAUUCGACGAUUUAAUUGUAUUAACAUAGCUUGAAACAUGACUUCACAUAUUUUUGUUGUUUAAGAACUUAAAUUUUUAAAAAACAUAUCAUUUUCCAAAUAUUUAUUAAAUAUGUUAAGCUGAAAGUUUUUGAAAAUUCAUAAAAUUAUACAACCAUUUUAGAUAUUUCAAACAAAAUGCAGUACUUAAUUGAUCUAUAAAAGUGUUGUAUCUUUUUCCUUUAAAUAUCGAAAAUUCCAAACUAUACUGUUAAUUCUGAUUUAUUACAUUUUUCUUGUAACUUUCAAUUGAAUAAUAAUAAUUAAAAAAAUUGAAGUAAAUAAAAAUUUUUAUAGUUAAAAAGUAUAUCUGACAAAAAAAAUUUAAACUAACUGUCAUAAACCAAGUGAAAAAUCAUUAUCUUUAAAAACUAUGUUAUUAAAAACUAAAUAUUAUUGAAUAUUAAAUAAUUAAAUAUUAUUAAAAACUAUUUUACGGUAAGAAAUAACAAAAUGACAUCUUAUGUUUAAACUAGUCUAGCAGAUAUUCUCAUAAGAAAGCAAAGGAGACGGCCGCUUGCGAUCGUCGUCAGCGUUAAUUAUACUAUAAGGAGAUGCAUA